Triticum dicoccoides is the source of this 1153-nucleotide messenger RNA. Its product is annotated as putative HVA22-like protein g. The coding region runs from base 312 to 926 and encodes 204 amino acids. The transcript is spliced from 6 exons. The record is from RefSeq and is a predicted model, not a curated record. Lineage: Eukaryota; Viridiplantae; Streptophyta; Magnoliopsida; Poales; Poaceae.
AGAGAUACCGGGCCGAGACCCCUCCGCAGUCAACAACGUCUGUUCAACUCGGCAACUUCCCACUUCCUGAGCUGCGAGUCGUCUUCUCUUCUCCCGCAACACCUUCUUCCUCGUCCCCCUCUCGCCCGCCUUCGCUGAUAUUGUCCUCCCCAAUCCCCCGCUCGUGUCCCCAAGGAGCGCCAGCGCCGAGAGAGCCGCAAUUUGCAUCCCGCACGGUGCUGGAGGGGACCGCCACGCCGCGGAUCGUCCACGCGCGUACGACUCCGACUCCGCGCCUGCAUUUCUGAUCCGGCUGGUCGGCGGCCGGCGAGAUGUUGGGGGGCGUCCUGUCCAAGACCCUGCUGCUGCUGUUCGGGUACGCGAUGCCGGCGUUCGAGUGCUUCAAGACGGUGGAGGCGCGCCCCAACGACGCGCACAUGCUCCGCUUCUGGUGCCAGUACUGGAUUAUUGUGGCCAUGGUGAUAGCCUUUGAGAGCCUCAUCUCUUGGAUGCCAAUGUAUGGAGAAAUUAAGCUUGCUUUCUUUGUUUACCUAUGGUACCCCAAAACAAAGGGCAGUGAUGUUGUAUAUGACACCUUUCUUCGGCCCAUUGUGAUGCAAUAUGAACCAAACAUCGAGCAGAGGUUACUGCAUCUGAGGGCAAAGUCUGGGCAGUUACUUAGCUUCUAUGUUAAGAACUGUGCUGACAAAGGGACGGCAUUUUUCAUGGAUGUCUUGCGUUAUGUGGUCUCUGACAAGGCCGAAGGAUCAAAUCUAGAGCAGAGGAAUAAGAAGUCUAGCUGGAGUCCCUUUGCGACUAAACGUCGGCCGCCAUCGCCGCCGCAGGAAUCUCUCUUUGACAACCCUGAUGCUGCAGUUGUCGCUGAAGUUCUGCGCGCGGCCAUCAACCCUAAGCCCCGGCGAGCUCAUAAUGACAAGGACUAUUAGAGGAGAGGGAUGGAAUUUUACACCGGUGUAAGGAAAUGAUUGUGUACAUAGAAAUAGAAUGAUUCAAGCAAAGGUCAAAUUGAAAGAAGAAAUCUAGUACAUAGAAAAACAAUCCAGCAAUUAACCCAGUGUGAAGAGAUAUGAAUGAAGCAUGUUGUAGACUUGUGGUGACAGCAAUUUAUUGUCUCUUUUUUUCCGGAUCAAUUUACUUCAAUUGUUUUCCUCCA